GAGGCCGCAGAAGAAUAUUGUAAAAAAACAAGAGAAAUAUGUGGAGUGUUAAUGAGAGCAAUGUCUGAGACAUUAGGGUUGGAACCAAAUUGCUUAGAGAAGGCAACGAAUUGGGAUGAAGGAUUUGAUUUGUUGGCUUCAAACUAUUAUCCAACUUGUCCAGACCCUGACCAGGUUAUUGGACUCCCACCUCACACUGACUCAGGCCUCAUGAAUCUUCUGGUCCAAAACGACGUCGGAGGACUUCAGAUCCUUCACAAAUCAGGAAAAUGGGUUCAAUGGAAUGCCAUGCCUAACACCAUUAUUGUUGACCUUGGUGAUCAAAUGCAGAUCCUUACCAAUGACCUGUACAAGAGUGUGACACAUAGAGCAGUGGUGAACAACAAAAGCACAAGAAUAUCAAUAGUGUCAGGACAUGGACCAGCGGUGAACGCCAAGGUUGUACCAAUACCAGAGCUUUUAGAAGCAUUGGGCCAAGCCCCGGCUUAUCCAGGGAUUCCAUACAAUGAAUACUUGGAACUUCAACGAACCUCCCACUCUUUCCUCAAAUCCACUCUCGACAUAAUAAGAUUGGAAUCAUAAUCACAAUCAUAAUUCAACCCACUUCAUCGAUGAUCACUACUUCCAUCGUUAUUACCUUAAUUGGUUCAAUAUAUACAUAUAUUUUUAUGCUUUUCUUGUUGUGAAAAAUAAUCAUGAAUGCAUGGUUGUCUGUUUGAAAUAUAUAGUAAUUUAUUUGAUGUAAUAAGAAUGGACAUGAUUCAUGACCAAGCUAGAGUGAGUUGUAUUAUGUAAUAUUAUAAGUCUUUUGUGUGUUAUAAUAAUGGAAAAUUUGCCGCUAAAAUGUUAAGACAUCUGUUA
Messenger RNA from Humulus lupulus (European hop), 861 nucleotides. Its product is annotated as 2-oxoglutarate-dependent dioxygenase 19-like. The transcript has 2 exons. The record is from RefSeq and is a predicted model, not a curated record. Lineage: Eukaryota; Viridiplantae; Streptophyta; Magnoliopsida; Rosales; Cannabaceae. The coding region runs from base 52 to 582 and encodes 176 amino acids.